CUUCAUGGUGGUGGGCGAGUCGCUGCUGGGCGCUCAACUGCAUUUCGCGGGUGCGCUGGUGGACGAGUGUGUGUGGCAGGGCGGAGGGGAGGGGGACAGGGGAGAAAAGGAGCCUCCGGUAGUUGCUCCAGCAGAGACUUUACAUCUGCGCCCUUCAGAGCACAUCUCCCUUCCCUGGGGCGCGCUGCUCAUCCGCUGCGCCUUCAACACGUCAGUGGGCAGCAACAGCAGAGGCGGCGUGCUUUCUGUAUUGAAGCGCUCAGAGCAGCAGCGGCAGCGCCGUAGCAUCGCCCACGAGCACUCCCAUGCAGUCGGCUUCGACGUGGAAGCCACCUCCCCCCUCACCCUGCAUACCGCCGCCAUGCCCGUUUUCCGGGAGAAACCCGGCGGCUUCGAUAUAGUCACAUCCCCGCUUAAGUACAACCUGACCCACUGCAGCGGGUCGCUCUUUGGGCACAUCGAUCCGCGGGCGCUGGGGGAUUGGCUUCGGUACCACCACAGGGUUGUGGGCGUGGAGAAGUUUUUUUUCUAUGAUCACGGAGGGCUCACUGUGGAUAAUGAUACGGCGACAGUGGUGGCGCCUUAUGAGGAGACGGGGGUGGUGACUGUAACGAGGAUGAAGGGUGGGCGUCAUUUCGUGUCGUACUAUUCGCAUCAGAUUAUGAAUCAGAACGACUGCCUGUAUCGCUCGAGAUUCCUCACCAAGUGGCUGCUCUACACGGACCUCGAUGAGUACAUCUUCACGCCGCCGCCCGCCACCUUCCUCUCGUGGCUUGACCGCCUGCCGAGCAACGCUUCAUGGGCGAGCAUGGGGUCGUACAUGCACAGCAUCAACACCUGCAGCCAGCCGCACCACGGCAAUGCCACUAACGAGUCACAGCUCUUAGUGGAGCAUCUGCCUUGGAGGGCCGAGAUGCCUAGCUGCUCUGAUCGGGCCAAGGCGUUGGUGUGCCCGGGAGCGCAGGGGAGGAGGAAGCAGGUGGUGGAUCCGAGGAGGAUUAACAUGGUAUCAGUGCAUCGUGUGGAGAACCCUUGGGAUGCGUAUGGUGUCGACUGGAAUGCCUCAUUUGCCGAGCCUAUGCCGAAGCUGAUGCAUUUCCAAGGCCUUCCGCGCGGAGCGGCGGGGAUGGCGGAGGAGGAGGAGCUGGCGAUGGGGUCGGACGACGACGCCGACGCGGAGAGCCCCGAGGAGAUCCUCGCCAAGAUCGACGACCGCUCGCAGCGCGUCGCGCACUUCCUCUCCGAGGGUCGAGUGCCAGAGGCGCUCAAGGCGGCUGUGAGCGACCCGCCCAUCGCCACGCGGGACCAGAAAUGCAAGGAUGCCAACUGGGAGGUGGUGCAGCGGGCGCUGGUGGCAGUGGAGGAUGUGGAUGGGGCCAUUGCAGGGCUCAAGUCCGAGGGGUGUGACACACUUAUGCGGUACCUGUACCGCGCACUGAGAACAGGGGAUGCAUCGCUGUGCGCGCGGGCGCUGCGGGUGCAUGAGAAGCUGACGGAGAAGGCAGGGCUGGGCUGCAUCAUGCGCGUUAUGGCUGAUAGGAAGCACACUGUGUAG
Messenger RNA from Closterium sp. NIES-65, 1555 nucleotides. The record is from the annotation of a GenBank genome assembly. NCBI's taxonomy places the organism in Eukaryota, Viridiplantae, Streptophyta, Zygnematophyceae, Desmidiales, Closteriaceae.